This is a messenger RNA of Phycodurus eques (leafy seadragon), 932 nucleotides long. RefSeq names its product endothelin receptor type B-like. Lineage: Eukaryota; Metazoa; Chordata; Actinopteri; Syngnathiformes; Syngnathidae. The coding region runs from base 104 to 781 and encodes 225 amino acids. Gene Ontology annotation, biological process: enteric nervous system development; vasoconstriction; regulation of blood pressure. The transcript has 4 exons. The record is from RefSeq and is a predicted model, not a curated record. Gene Ontology annotation, molecular function: endothelin receptor activity. Gene Ontology annotation, cellular component: membrane.
GCAAUAUUUACUGCAGGCUCUCAAAAGGCGACUUUGCUCCCAGCCGUAUUGUGCGGCAUUUCCGAUCAAAAGCGCUGGCAAACGCAUCUGAAGGCCGUAGACAAUGUGGGCCAUCGCGCUACUUCUUUGUCUGGGAAAUGUUCUCAUUAGCGGCGAGGCCGGUGAUCAACAUUCUCAGCCCGCCGCUGGUGUACAACUCUCCGAGAUGGACAAACACAGAUCCAAGAGCUCUGCGAGACCCCCUCCUAUGUGCGCCCACUCGGCGGGAAUCCGGGAUACCUUCAAGUACCUCAAGACGGCCAUCUCUUUCGUGGUUUUUGUGCUGGGAAUUGUGGGAAAUUCGCUUCUGCUGAGCAUCAUUCACAGGAACAAAUCCAUGAGGAGCUGCGGUGAUGUCCUGAUUGCAAGUCUAGCUCUAGGAGACCUCCUCCAUAUUGUGGUGGACGUCCCAGUCAACACCUACAGGCUCAUGGCAAAAGAUUGGCCCUUUGGCUCGGUGCUGUGCAAGCUGGUGCCCUUCAUCCAGAAAACCUCAGUUGGGGUUAUCGUGUUGAGUUUGUGUGCGCUGAGUGCUGACAGGUACUUCGCAAUUGCUUCUCGGCAACGGCUCAAAGACCCCCGAGCGUACGUGUGGACGUCCCUCAUAUGGCUCCUCUCCAUCACGCUGGCCGCACCCGAGCUUGUUGGCUUCGGCGUGAUAAAUGUGGACUACAAAGAGCGACAUCUGAGGACUUGUCUGCUCCAUCCGGUGCAGAGCACACCGUUUAUGCAGGUGACCUGAUGCAAGCCGCCAGUAACAAGCCGGCUUUGAUGUUACUUCCUAAUCCAUUCAUGUACUACAUUACUGUAAAAAACCACUGGCUUUGCUUUUUUAAUGAUACUUCUCACAGCAGGUGCUUCGUCAAUAGUAACAGUAACUAGCAACAUUUAUU